GGGGGGGGGGGGGGGGGUGUGUGUGUGGAAAACUGGGCUUUUUUAGUCAGUUAACUGCCUUGCCUCGGGAAGAUGUAAAGAUUCCACCUCACCUGUUUCAUUAGAAAGCCACUUUCUUGCCCUGAUUGUCCUGUAAGAUUUCUAUUUGUUGGCAGUUAUCAAACACAUUAAAACUUGAUGAAAACACUGCUGAUUAAUCUUACUGGUAUGUCCAUUGUUCCAUUGUGAGUCAAUACCAGCAAUAAUGCGUCAUGGUAUUCCACGCAGCAAUAGGUAUGUACAUCUUGUUUGUCCAGCCAUCCAACAACUACUAUGACUGAUUGAGGUAUGGCCUGCAACUCAAUCCUUCCUUCCUGUGUCAUACAGUAAUUACAGCGUUGGUUUGUGUGGUAAACUGGUGUGGAGGUACAUGCUUCAGUGUGUCAGUCAGUGAAGAGGACAGAUGUGUUGCAGCAACUGUCAGGCUCCUCAUGGAGCUAGAUCUCUACACUAGUGUCAGGCUCCUCAUGGAGCUAGAUCUCUACACACCUGUCAGGCUCCUCAUGGAGCUAGAUCUCUACACAACUGUCAGGCUUCUCAUGGAGCUAGAUCUCUACACAACUGUCAGGCUCCUCAUGGAGCUAGAUCUCUACACUAGUGUCAGGCUCCUCAUGGAGCUAGAUCUCUACACAACUGUCAGGCUCCUCAAGGGGCUAGAUCUCUACACAACUGUCAGGCUCCUCAUGGAGCUAGAUCUCUACACUAGUGUCAGGCUUCUCAUGGAGCUAGAUCUCUACACAACUGUCAGGCUCCUCAUGGAGCUAGAUCUCUACACAACUGUCAGGCUCCUCAUGGAGCUAGUUCUCUACACAACUGUCAGGCUUCUCAUGGAGCUAGAUCUCUACACAACUGUCAGGCUCCUCAUGGAGCUAGUUCUCUACACAACUGUCAGGCUUCUCAUGGAGCUAGAUCUCUACACAACUGUCAGGCUCCUCAUGGAGCUAGAUCUCUACACUAGUGUCAGGCUCCUCAUGGAGCUAGAUCUCUACACAACUGUCAGGCUCCUCAAGGGGCUAGAUCUCUACACAACUGUCAGGCUCCUCAUGGAGCUAGAUCUCUACACUAGUGUCAGGCUUCUCAUGGAGCUAGAUCUCUACACAACUGUCAGGCUCCUCAUGGAGCUAGAUCUCUACACAACUGUCAGGCUCCUCAUGGAGCUAGUUCUCUACACAACUGUCAGGCUUCUCAUGGAGCUAGAUCUCUACACACCUGUCAGGCUCCUCAUGGAGCUAGAUCUCUACACAACUGUCAGGCUCCUCAAGGGGCUAGAUCUCUACACACCUGUCAGGCUCCUCAUGGAGCUAGUUCUCUAUACAACUUCACAAUACGGCUGAGACACUGCCGAUGUGGCGUUAAAUAUUAACUCACUCACUCUCUAUACAACUAGCAUACUCCUCUUGGUUUUUUUGGAUCCAUCAAUUAUUCUGUUGAAUUAGCUAAGCAUGUGUUUAACACUAUAUUUUGAUUAUAUCUGUUAUGAACUGACCUUCCUUUCAUCAUGUUUGUGAUGUCUGUAUCAUAAGGUGCGUGGGCCAGGGGCAUAUUAUAACUCUGAUCUUUGUAUCCUCAUGCAGUGCUUCAUCAUAAAAAGGGAUCAACUUGGAGCUACAUUGAGCAUGUUGAGCGUGCUUUAUGAACACUUGGCAGAUAGCUCUAAUAGCUUAUCUGCAUCUUGGUGUGACCCUCGAGGCUCCUAUUUUUAAUCUUAGCAUCCCAUGGUGUAUUUCAUUAGCUAAAUCUCAGAACUCUCAGUUCUAUAAUUUGAUGGUCAAAAUUUAUGUUCUAAGAUGCCCUAAUGUAAUGUUGUAUGUUUUUUUUGUUGAAGAGUUUUUGACACAAUCUUAUUAUUUUCUUGUGAUCUUGAAACACUGGCUAAUUAUCAUCAUUUAAAAAAAAUAAGGAUUUCUUCUGACCUUUUUUUGGCUUAAAUUUGGACCGAUGUUGAUGGCAUUUAUAUCCCUGUCCUGUGUUGUGAUAUCGGCAUGAAAUGUCAGAAAAUCCCAAUAUGGCUGAUAAAAGAUUCAGCUGAAUAGAUCAUGAUAAUAAUCCAUCUAUUAUUUAUCACAUAUAUUUAUACAUCAUAAACAUGAUGCAAUGCAAAGAAGACAAAGAACCAGUCUCAGAAUGGCUUCUAGUAGCAUGUUAUACAUUUAUUAGAUAAGGAGAUAAUCAAUGUACACAUGGAUAAAAGAAAAUCUAUUUCAUGUGAAAUGUGAAUUUGUUUUUGUAUUUACAUGUGCAAAAACAUUAAAGUCAUGGACAAUUUA
Messenger RNA from Haliotis rufescens (red abalone), 2306 nucleotides. RefSeq lists its product as uncharacterized. Bases 471 to 1373 code for a protein of 300 amino acids. The transcript has 2 exons. NCBI's taxonomy places the organism in Eukaryota, Metazoa, Mollusca, Gastropoda, Lepetellida, Haliotidae. The record is from RefSeq and is a predicted model, not a curated record.